GGUCUAUGGGUCAAAAACCCGCGUAAAUGUGAACAGGACCAGGAUCACGAAUAUCCUAUGAUUUCUCCGCGAAACUCACCUUCCAAAUCCCCCAACAGCAACCACCAAACGCCAUAGAAAGCAGGAAUCGGCACAUUCUCGUUUCCAAAUCGCAAACGCUUCAAAUCCAAGGGGCAAAAGGCGAAUCCAUCCGCUCAGAGUCAUGGCGAUCCCUUCCGAAUUCGCCACCACCGUCUGCAGUCACUGUGAGAGAGAUAUACCAGCACCAAAUAUCAGUUUGCAUUAUGCACACUGCUCCCGCAAUCUGGAAAAAUGUACAAUUUGUGGAGAUAUGGUUCCAAAAAAGCAUGCCGAGGAACAUUAUUUAGAGACCCAUGCUCCGGUAGCUUGUUCACUUUGCAGUGAGACCAUACAGCGUGAACUUUUGGCUCUACAUAAAGGUGAAACCUGCCCCCAAAGGAUUGUUACAUGCGAAUAUUGUGAGUUCCCGCUGCCUGCUGUUGAUCUCUGUAUGCAUCAGGACGUGUGUGGGAAUCGGACUGAUUAUUGUGAUCUUUGUAACAAAUAUAUUCGGCGGCGUGAGAGGAAUGAACAUGACCUACAGCUGCAUACUAGCAUGGAUAGUAUUGCAGAGUCUUCCAGGGAUGAGAGCAUAUCUGAGAGAGAACAAGACUAUCACAGACGGCAACCUCGUGAUUUAUCACAGAAACGCAUAUGGUUCACAAUUGCAAUAACAGGGAUUGCUGUUCUAAUGGGUUCGAUUUUCCUCCAGAGAAGAGCUGAUAACCAUCAACAAUAACAAGCAGGAAUCGCAUUUUGGUAUCUAGUUCUUGCUUCAAGCAAUGUAUUCAAUUUCUAUAUGUAGGCCUGAGAGUGCUGGUGAUAUACCUGAUCGCCCAUCGAACAUGUAGAAACGAACUGUAGUAUUGAUGGAUGGAUUCUUCAUUGUGCUUCCCAUGAAAUUAAUAUUUAUCAUUGUGUGCGUUAA
Magnolia sinica is the source of this 988-nucleotide messenger RNA. RefSeq lists its product as uncharacterized. The transcript has 6 exons. Lineage: Eukaryota; Viridiplantae; Streptophyta; Magnoliopsida; Magnoliales; Magnoliaceae. The record is from RefSeq and is a predicted model, not a curated record. Gene Ontology annotation, molecular function: zinc ion binding. The coding region runs from base 203 to 799 and encodes 198 amino acids.